Messenger RNA from Micropterus salmoides (largemouth bass), 2212 nucleotides. RefSeq names its product acyl-CoA dehydrogenase short chain (gene acads). The record is from RefSeq and is a predicted model, not a curated record. Gene Ontology annotation, cellular component: mitochondrion. The coding region runs from base 124 to 1341 and encodes 405 amino acids. NCBI's taxonomy places the organism in Eukaryota, Metazoa, Chordata, Actinopteri, Centrarchiformes, Centrarchidae. Gene Ontology annotation, molecular function: flavin adenine dinucleotide binding. The transcript is spliced from 10 exons. Gene Ontology annotation, biological process: butyrate catabolic process; fatty acid beta-oxidation using acyl-CoA dehydrogenase.
UGUGCUCCCUCCUCGUGGUGUCCAUAAUUCCGAGGGCACGUAAAGGCAGCAGUCAGCUUCACAACGCGUCGGUCAAACUGUUUACUAGAAGAUUUUUUACCAUCUAGCCGAGAGGAAGGAACCAUGGCUGCACUCCUGCAAGCAAGGAGAGCUCUCGGCUUGUGUCUCAGCGGUUGUCGAGGCCUGUCUCAGCUGGCAGAGUUACCAGAGACCCAUCAGAUCCUGAGACAGACCUGCAGAGACUACGCUGACAGGGAACUGACCCCCAUCGCUGCCAAACUAGACAAAGAGCACAGCUACCCUGCCAAACAGGUUCAGGAGUUGGGGGCGAUGGGGGUGAUGGCCAUGGAGGUGCCAGAGGAGCUGGGUGGGGCUGGGAUGGACUACCUGGCGUACAGUCUGGCUGUGGAGGAGAUCAGCAGAGGCUGCGCCAGCACUGGCGUCGUGGUCUCUGUUAACAACUCUCUCUACAUCGGGCCGAUAUUGAAGUUUGGUACAGAAGAACAGAAACAGCAGUGGAUCACACCGUUCACCACCGGAGAGAAGGUGGGCUGCUUCGCCCUCAGUGAGCCAGGUAACGGCAGCGACGCGGGCGCAGCCUCCACGGUAGCUCGUCAGGAGGGGGACGAGUGGGUGCUGAACGGAACCAAAGCCUGGAUCACCAACAGCUGGGACGCCUCCGCCACCGUCGUGUUCGCCACCACGGACAAGAAACUCAAACACAAGGGUAUCAGUGCCUUCCUGAUCCCCAUGCCACACCCGGGCCUGUCUCUGGGGAAGAAGGAAGAUAAGCUGGGCAUCAGAGCCUCGUCCACUGCGAACAUCAUCCUGGAGGACUGCAGGGUGCCGCUGGGCAACAUGCUGGGCCCUCGUGGCGCCGGAUUCAAGAUCGCCAUGCAAACCCUGGACAGCGGCCGGAUCGGCAUUGCAGCUCAGGCUCUGGGUAUCGCUCAGGCGUCUCUGGACUGUGCCGCAGACUACGCGCACAAACGCACCGCGUUCGGAGCCCCCAUCGGCAAGCUGCAGGCCAUACAGUUCAAACUGGCCGACAUGGCCGUGGCGAUAGAGAGCGCUCGCCUGCUCACCUGGAAGGCUUCGCUGCUUAAAGAUUCAAAGAAACCCUUCACCAAGGAAGCAGCCAUGGCCAAACUAGCGGCGUCCGAAGCCGCCACGUUCUGCUCGCACCAGGCGAUCCAGGUUCUGGGUGGGAUGGGUUACGUGACGGAGAUGCCCGCCGAGAGGCACUACCGCGACGCUCGCAUCACGGAGAUCUACGAGGGCACCAGUGAGAUCCAGAGACUCGUUAUCGCCGGCCAGUUGCUGAAGGAGUACCAAUCAUAGACGCACUUUGUUUUUCAGGAAUUACUUCACAUCACUGUAAGCUAAAAUAACCUCAGACUGCCUUAAGAGGACGCCAGUGCCAGUUUAAGCGGUCAGGACAUGAUGUCUCCCAGAUGUCCACACAGAUAAUGAAAUAUGCUGUUUUAUGGGUUUUUGGCAUUUCUUCUUUUGGUGCUCAAAAGCAUUUUGUCUUUACAGGAAACAACCCUCUUCUUGUCUCUCUGUCGACCGUUUAAUUAAUUUUAAUGAUGACUAGGGUUUAAAUGACGACAGUGUUUUUCAGUGACAUAUAAUCCAAAAUGUUCCGGUUUGUUAAAACACAGUGGAAACGCACGACAGAACCUAAAUCUUAAGACCUCAUGGGUGCUUAAAAGUUCCGGUUACGGGUCCUGUAGUGGGACAAAAGGGAAUAGUCCCUUUUUAAAAGACAGACUCCCAAACUGGAGGUCUUCUCACUGUCUCUCUCCAGCCCAGCGUGACAGGAUGUGUCUCAGACAGUUUAACCAGCAGAGGGCGGCGGUGUUCCUUCACGCUCCAUAAAGAUUUGAAAUUCAUGAAUCUCUUGAAAUGCACAAUCACACAGUUGUUUUUCAGAAUGUACACCAGUUGUUGACAGACUACAGAUUUACUAAUUUAAUGUUCUGGAGAUCCUACUUGAAUAUUUGUGGUGUAUUACGUCUGCUGGACUGUAAGAGGCUGCGUAAUGAAACUCUGGUUGAUUUCAGACCUCUUGUGCCUCAAUAACUUGUACAUAUUUUAAUGUAAUUUAUUGUGUGCAGAUGAUGACGGUAAAACAGUACUUGUCACAGAGAAAUGAUGGAUUUGAUUUCUACUUCAAAACAAAUAAAAGCAAGAUAAACAGUUAAACUAA